Molecule: messenger RNA, 1665 nt
Organism: Scomber japonicus (chub mackerel)
Lineage: Eukaryota; Metazoa; Chordata; Actinopteri; Scombriformes; Scombridae
Product: neuronal acetylcholine receptor subunit alpha-2-like
Exons: 8
Coding region: 1-1665 (554 amino acids)
Biological process (GO): nervous system process; chemical synaptic transmission; regulation of membrane potential
Cellular component (GO): postsynaptic membrane; neuron projection; synapse
Molecular function (GO): acetylcholine-gated monoatomic cation-selective channel activity; transmembrane signaling receptor activity
Source: RefSeq, a predicted model, not a curated record
AUGGAGCCUAAAAUAGAUCUGACACCGACUUCAGCGACCGCCGCGCUUUCUUGCUGGAUCCUCAUCAGCUGCGUGUUGGCUGAAGACUGGGCUCGUGUCCACACUGAGGACGAGCUCUUCAGGAGUUUGUUUGGGGGCUACAGCAAGUGGUCUCGUCCAGCUCGCAAUGUCACCGACGUGGUCAUCGUUAAGUUUGGCCUGUCCAUCGCACAGCUGAUAGACGUGGACGAGAAAAAUCAGAUGAUGACGACCAACGUGUGGCUGAAACAGGAAUGGACAGAUUAUAAACUGCAGUGGAGUCCCUCUGAUUUUGACAACUUGACGUCCAUCAGAGUUCCUUCUGAGCUCAUCUGGGUUCCCGACAUCGUGCUGUAUAACAAUGCCGAUGGAGAGUUUGCUGUCACCCACAUGACCAAGGCCCAGCUGUUUCACACCGGUCGGGUUCGUUGGGUGCCCCCGGCCAUCUACAAGUCCUCCUGCUCCAUCGAUGUCACCUUCUUCCCCUUCGACCAACAGAGCUGCAAGAUGAAGUUCGGGUCUUGGACGUACGACCGUGCUAAGAUCGACCUGGAGCCCUUUGAGACCACCGUGGACCUGAAGGAUUACUGGGAGAGCGGAGAGUGGGCGAUUGUCAACGCGGUCGGCACCUACAACACCAAGAAAUAUGAUUGCUGCCACGAGAUCUACCCUGACAUCACCUACUACUUCAUCAUCCGCCGCCUCCCGUUGUUCUACACCAUCAACCUCAUCAUCCCCUGCCUCCUCAUCUCCUGCCUAACCGUCCUGGUCUUCUACCUGCCGUCGGACUGCGGCGAGAAAAUCACGCUGUGCAUCUCCGUGCUUCUGUCGCUCACCGUCUUCCUGCUGCUCAUCACAGAGAUCAUCCCGUCCACGUCGCUGGUCAUACCGCUGAUCGGAGAGUACCUGCUCUUCACCAUGAUUUUCGUCACCCUGUCCAUCGUCAUCACCGUGUUCGUGCUGAAUGUGCAUCACCGGUCGUCGGCCACUCACACCAUGCCUCGAUGGGUUCGGAGGCUGUUCCUAUCGGCGGUGCCACGUUGGCUGUGCAUGAAGCGUCCACAUCAUGGGCUUGGGCCUGUAAGGACUGAUAAACUCCUCCCAGUUCAUACUCCAGGCCGCUCCCGCAGCGCCUCCAUCUGGAUCACUCAGGAGUCUGAUGUCGAUCUCCAUAGUUACCAGGAUGACAACCGUUGCCACAGUAGCCCCCAGCUCGACUCCCUGGAUGCGGGAGGUGAAAUUCACUACUGCGACCACCGCCAUUACCCAAACACAGAUGGUUUCACAAGGUUUGGGAUGAAGAUAGCAGGACGGUCGAGGGUGUCGUCGCCUCAAGUGAUCGGUUGUACUCUCCUCCCGCAAAGACAGUCUUCACUCAGCUUGGACUGGAACAUCCCGUCUUUGGAACGUGGUUCAAUCCAGAGCCCGUUAACCUCUGCCCUGUCUCCUGCAGUGAUAUCGGCCCUGGAGGGGGUUACCUACAUCGCAGAGCAUCUGAGAGCAGAGGACGCAGACUUUUCAGUGAAGGAGGACUGGAAGUAUGUCGCCAUGGUUGUGGACCGGAUCUUCCUGUGGAUGUUUAUUAUUGUGUGUCUGCUGGGGACAGUCGGACUCUUCCUGCCUCCGUGGCUCUCUGGGAUGAUUUAG